Molecule: messenger RNA, 1699 nt
Organism: Blastocystis hominis
Lineage: Eukaryota; Bigyra; Opalinata; Blastocystidae
Exons: 2
Coding region: 11-1699 (562 amino acids)
Biological process (GO): zinc ion transmembrane transport; intracellular zinc ion homeostasis
Cellular component (GO): membrane
Molecular function (GO): zinc ion transmembrane transporter activity
Source: RefSeq, a predicted model, not a curated record
AGCGAUAGAAAUGACAAAUAUGGCAGAGGACAGACAGUCCGGACGUCAGGAAUUAGUUUGUUCUCCUUGUGAGAAUAAGGACUGCAAUUGUGCUGAGCACGCCGGAGUUGAUCACCUUUUGAAUCAAAAUUGCGGACAUCAAGUUGUGGAGCAUGAUGGCCACUACGAUUUCGUGAUGAAUGGAAAUCUUCAUCACCUUCACAAUGAUCAUUUUGAUAAUCACGGUAUUUACGAUCCUGAAAAGUGUAAACCUGUGAAUCUCUAUAUGCACAGUAUCCGAAAAUUGGUAAUGGAUACGGUCGGGUCAGAUGGUUUUGGAAUCAUUCCUCAUGACUAUCCCGAGCCUGGUAAUGAAAAGCGUCAGUACAACCUAACCAGUGAGGAAAAAAAGAAUUUUGUGGAGCAGAGAAAUGCAAAGAUCCGUAUGAUGAAGAAAGAUCAGUGCCGUUUGGUGUGUAUGAUGACGCUGACUGGAACUUUCAUGGUUGUGGAGUUCGUCGUGGGUAUUAUUGCUGGCGCUCUUGCAUUGCAGGCGGAUGCCAUGCAUAUGGCGUCUGAUCUGAUUGCUUUGAUUGUUGGUUACUGUGCUAUCUCGCUCUCGCAGAGACCGGAGAACGAGUCGGAUACGUAUGGCUGGUCUCGUUUUGAGGUGGUGGGAGCCAUGGUGAACUCUGUGUUCCUUCUGUCUGUGUGCCUCAACAUUAUCAUCGAGGCACUGACCCGCUUCUUCGAUAUUAGCGAAGCCCAAGAGAGCAUGUCGAAGGGCAGUACGUUGAAUCUGAGCGUGGCCAUUUUGGGUCUGGUCAUCAACAUUUUGGGUCUGUUCUUCUUGUCAUGUGGAGAUGGCGACGGACAUGCUCAUCAUCAUCAUCACCACGGACAUGACCAUGGACAUGAUCACGAUGAAGAGGAAGAGCAUGAUCAUGACCACGAUCAUGACCACGAUCACGACCACGAUCAUGACCAUGAGCACAAGCACGAUCACGAUCACGAUCACGAUCACGAUCAUGACCACGAUCACGACCACGACCACGACCACGACCACAAGGAAGUGAUAGUGUCUGUGGAUAUCGAGGAGGGCAAGCCGAAGGAGAAGAAGAAGAAGCACUCUGCGAACCUGCAGGCUGUGAUUCUGCACGUCGCUGGCGAUGCCAUGGGCUCCAUCGCGGCCAUCAUCUCCGCCUGCAUCGUGAAGUUCGUUCCGGAGGACCAAACAUGGCGAUUCUACGCGGAUCCCGUCUGUUCCAUCCUCAUCGUGUUCCUCAUCCUCUCCAGCUGCAUCCCGCUCUUCAAGAGCGUGCUGAACAUCCUGCUGCAGUCGGCGCCGAAGACCCUGAACAUGGCGAAGCUGCGCGAGAGCAUUCUGAAGGUGGAGGGAGUGCUGUACAUCCACGGACUGCACGUGUGGCAGCUGAACGAGGACGUGACGGUGGGGUCGGUGCACGUCAUCUGCAAGCACGAGUGCAAUCACCAAUUGCUUAUGGACCGCGUGAAGAAAGUGUUUCAUAGCGCGAAUAUUCAUAGCAGCUGCGUGCAGGUGGAGGUGGUGAGAGACCAGGGAGCGCUGGAUGUGUGCAACGAUAUCGUUUGCAAUAAUAAGAACUGCAUUGCUCAUCACUGCUGCGCGUCGCAACGGAUCGGCAGAGAGGUCAAUGGACAGACCUCGGAAAACACGCUGAUCAAGGCGAGCUCCAUCUAA